AUUGCACUUAAUUCAACAAAAUGAGGGGAUAUGUGCUUUUCUACUUGCUGGCAUUCUGCUCUGCUAAGCCAUUUAAAUUACCUCCAAAGUACAUGGCAUUAACUGACUUAAUGCUGCAAGAUAUGGAAGAUGAUAGUGAUGAAGAUGAUGACAACAACUCCCUGUUUAAAAAUAAGUUUGCUUUUCAAGCUACUCCACCACCAUUUGAAAUAUUUCCAUCGUGCCCAUUUGGAUGCCAGUGUUUUUUAAGAGUGGUCCAGUGUUCUGACCUUGGGCUGACCUCCAUACCAAACAAAAUUCCUCCUGACACAAGGCUAUUAGACCUCCAAAACAACAAAAUAAAAGAAGUCAAGGAGAAAGAUCUAGAGGGCCUUUCCUCUCUCUCAGCUUUGUUUCUGAACAACAACAAGCUGUACAAGAUUGAUCCAAAAGCAUUCCAGUCUACAAACAAGCUUCGCAGACUGUACCUUUCACACAACCAGCUCACAGAGAUCCCUUCCAACCUUCCCAAAUCUCUGGCAGAGUUAAGAAUUCAUGACAACAAAGUUAAGAAAGUACCAAAGGAUUCUUUUAAAGGAAUGGCAUCCUUACAUGUUUUAGAAAUGAGUGCAAAUCCGCUUGAAAAUGAAGGAAUUGAGCCAGGAGCAUUUGAAGGAUUGACAGUUUAUCACAUAAGAAUUGCAGAAGCCAAACUUACAUCUAUCCCAAAAGGCUUGCCAUCAUCUAUCUAUGAGCUUCAUCUUGAUCACAAUAAAAUAUCAUCCAUAGAACAGGAGGACCUCAUACGUUACAAACAACUUCAGAGGCUGGGAUUAGGAAACAACAAAAUCAAAGAUGUAGAAAAUGGAAGUUUUGCCAGUAUUCCAAACAUAAGAGAGAUACACUUACAAAACAAUAAGCUGAAGAGGGUUCCUCCAGGAAUACCAGAUUUAAAAUAUCUACAGGUCUUAUUUCUUCACUCAAACAGCAUUGCAAAAGUGGAAGUGAAUGAUGUCUGCCCCCCGCCACCCAAGCUAAAGAAGUCUCUGUAUAGUGGUAUUAGCCUUUUCAGAAACCCUGUGAAAUACUGGGAAGUACAACCUGCCACAUUUCGCUGCACUUUGGGCAGGAAUAGUGUGCAAUUUGGAAACUUCCGAAAAUAAAAGCACAUUGUGCGGUCAUUACAGCCCUAGUGAAUAGAAACAGCAAUCUAUUUUGGACUUGAGCAAUUUCUAAACUAUGGAAAGACUGUGCAACAUUUCUGUAUUCUCAGAUAUAAUGCUUGAUGAAAAUAGAGUGUUUACAGAGUAAUUGCAUGGCAUAUUUUUUACAUAAUAAUCAAACACUUGAUACUUGGUUAAAUAAAAUGAAAGUUGUAGCUCCAAAG
Nanorana parkeri is the source of this 1366-nucleotide messenger RNA. It is a transcript of the gene ASPN, whose product is annotated as asporin. The coding region runs from base 21 to 1142 and encodes 373 amino acids. The record is from RefSeq and is a predicted model, not a curated record. Gene Ontology annotation, molecular function: protein binding. Lineage: Eukaryota; Metazoa; Chordata; Amphibia; Anura; Dicroglossidae. The transcript is spliced from 7 exons.